AUGUCCGACAACCAGCCGAACGCCAACAACCACCACCCGGCCAACAACACCGGGGCCGCCGGCGGCAACAACCGGGGCGUCCGCAACCCCAACCUCAACCAGAACCCCCUGAUCAACGUGCGCGACCGCCUCUUCCACGCGCUGUUCUUCAAGAUGGCAGUGACCUACGCGCGCCUCUUCCCGCCCUCCUUCCGCCGCGUCUUCGAGUUCUUCGUCCUCCUCAAGGCUCUCUUUGUGCUCUUCAUCCUGGCCUACAUCCACAUCGCCUUCUCCCGCUCGCCCAUCAACUGCCUGGAGCACGUGCGGGACAAGUGGCCCCGGGACGGGAUCCUGCGGGUGGAGAUCCAGCGCAACUCCAGCCGGGCCCCCAUCUUCCUGCAGUUCUGCGGCGGCGAGAAGUUCCCGGGAGUGGUGGUUGAGUCCACGGCUGAGGAGGAGGAGGAAGAAGAGGAAGAAAUGACUGUGGAUAUGUUUGAAAACAGCUCUAUCAAGUUUGAGCUGGAUAUCGAGCCUAAGGUGUUCCUCAAGCCGUCCCGGGUGAGCAGCACUGAGCUGCCCCACAACGACAGCCAGGAGUUCUCGUUUAGUGACACAGCCACUAAAGGUAUGCAGCCUCUGCGGGAGACUGUGUCCGAGUUUGAGAUGCUAACCCGAGCAGUGUGGCCGCAGGAGGAGUACAUUGUGGAGUACUCGCUGGAAUACGGCUUCCUGCGCCUGUCCCAGAGCACACGGCAGCGCCUCAGCAUCCCAGUCAUGGUGGUGACCCUGGACCCUACGAGGGAUCAGUGCUUUGGGGACAGGUUCAGCCGCCUGCUGCUGGACGAGUUCCUGGGCUAUGAUGACAUCCUGAUGUCAAGUGUCAAAGCUUUAGCUGAAAACGAGGAAAACAAAGGUUUCCUUCGCAAUGUGGUGUCUGGGGAGCACUAUCGCUUCGUCAGCAUGUGGAUGGCCAGGACGUCCUACCUGGCAGCCUUUGUCAUCAUGGUCAUCUUUACUCUGUCUGUCUCGAUGCUGUUGCGCUACUCACACCAUCAGAUCUUUGUCUUCAUUGUUGACCUGUUACAGAUGCUGGAGAUGAACAUGACCAUUGCGUUCCCUGCGGCUCCGCUCCUCACUGUCAUCCUGGCUCUGGUUGGCAUGGAGGCCAUAAUGUCCGAGUUCUUCAAUGACACCACGACCGCGUUCUACAUCAUCCUCAUCGUGUGGCUGGCGGACCAGUACGACGCAAUCUGCUGCCACACCAACACCAGCAAGAGACACUGGCUCAGGUUUUUCUAUCUGUACCACUUUGCCUUCUACGCCUACCACUACCGCUUCAACGGGCAGUACAGCAGCCUGGCACUGGUCACCUCCUGGCUCUUCAUCCAGCACUCAAUGAUUUACUUCUUCCACCACUACGAGCUGCCAGCCAUCCUGCAGCAGAUCCGGAUCCAGGAGAUGCUGCUGCAGAACCAGCAGGUCGGGCAGGGCACCCAGACCACGCUGCAGGACAACCUCAACAACAACACCACGGCCGCCCCCGUCGAGGCGGGGGGUCGCCGAGCCCCCCUGGCCACCGGGCCCCCCGGGGAGGGCAGCGGCCCGGCCGCCCUGACCCCCGGCGAGGCCUCGAGCGUCAUCGCCGCCGCCGCCUCCGUGGGCAGCGACCUGAACUGGGUGGCCGAGACGGCCGCUAUCGUGACAGAGGCCUCGUUCCUGUCCGACCUGAGCACGACCCUCCUGGAGCCCACCGUGGUGCACGAAGCCGUGGCCAACGGGACCCCUCAGGAGGCGGCCACGGCCUCUGGUUUGGUCGCCCGCAUCAGGGUCAGCAGUGACCGCCCGGAGACGGCCGUGGGCUCCAUCACCAUCGAGGUCACCUCGACGUCCGUGGUGGCCGCAGCAGAUGCUCCCCCUGCUGCGGGGGCUGCGCCCCUCGUCCCGCUGCAGGAAGGGGGGGCCCCUCUCCUCAGCCCCUCCCUUCCCAAGCAGACUGAGGCUCUCGAGGGCUCAGACAGCCGAGCAAAACCCGGUGGCAAGAACUGUGUGGGCAGCAGCAGCAGCAGCGUGGCAGAGCCCCCUCCAGCCUCAGGGGGGGACAAUGACCAGGACAGAGGUUUGGAGGACCGGGGGGAGAGCAGCCCCUGCCCAGCACCAGCGGAGAGAAUGCCCAGCUCAGAGCCAGGCUCCAGGAACCUGUCCUGAGCCCCGUUGGGUCGCUCUGGACUGCCGGGAAGGCAUUUGGAUUUCGUUUGUUACUAUUUCUCACUUCACCAUCAUCCUUAACCCAUGGAUCCCUCUGAGCGGAGCCGGAGCAGCAGGAGCAGAGCAGGGCUGUGGUGACCUCCCUUCCCUGGGAGAGGCACAAGGGGCUGUGGGGAGGUUGGGGGGUUUGGUCCCCUGGCCCACACAGCUCCAGGGCUCCUCCGAGGCCACAUGUGAGCCUGCUCCUGCCCCAUGUCAGCUUGUGCCCCAGCUUUUCCUUGCCCCCCAACCUGGGCUUCACCCCCGCAGCCGUGUUUGCAGUCCAGGUGUGGAUCCCAGCUCUCAGGUGGGAGCUGACCUGGGACAGGCCACAGCACGUGGCAGCUCUGUGGUGAGAGUAGGAGCUGACAGAGCAGGCAGAGCGUGUCCAGCCCCCAUGGGAGAGCCACAGAGAGGAGAGUCCUGGUCACCUUUCCUGCUCCUGAGGGGAGGAGCAGCUGAGACCUUCUGUGGGUGUGAGUUCUGCACACGGCUGGGCAACAACCAAAGCAGAAGCUGCAAUUCAGUUCCUUUUUUUCUGCCCUUGAAUUUCCCUCAGUGGGUGGGGUGGGGUGUGGAAGGUGCCGUGUCCAGGGGGGAGCUGCCAUCUCAGGAGCCAUGAGUGAUGCCUGGAGGGAGCUGUGCUGCAGUGUGGGUGUCUGUGGAGAGGUGUGGGGCAAGAGCAGCAGCUCUGUCCUGCACAGCUCUGUCCUGCACAGCUCUGUCCUGCACAGCUCUGCUCUGGGUGAGGCAGCUGCUUUCCAGUGCCUUGUCCCUCCCGUGGACCACAUCUGCAUUUAGGAUCAGCCCCAUCCCAGACGAGAGAGCAGCUUCUCACCCCUGGACUCUUGCAUGAGCUGGUUUAGCAAAGAACCAAAACACUAAAGCCAAGACAUUUCAGCUGAUUUUCCCCUGUUUCCCUGCAGUGGAGGUGAGGCUGGUGGGUCCCAACCCCUGUGCCAUGGAGCUGAGCUGGGGGGCUGCAUCAAGACCUCUGUGGAGGGGUCGGACCCAGCAGGAUGUGCUGGAAGGAGGGUUUGUGCACGGGGUGGAGCAGGGCGAGGCAGGAUGAAGCUCUGGGAGAACCAUGGUGGGACAGGGCAGGGGCAGGUGACACGUGGGCACUUGUCUCUUGGGGACAGCUGGGUCCCUGUACAGGUGUCCCCAAAUUCAGGGCUGUCUCCCUAUGGCAAAGCAGCAUCUUCUGUCUCCCUCGGAGGGCUCGGUGCGUUUCAAUGUUUCCUUGUCAGCGCGGGGGGCUCAGAGCUCCCUGUUCACCCCUCUGCUUUUCCCACCUGGGUGCCCCCACUUUGUUUUUCCCUUUUGCCUGGAGCAGCCCUGGUGCUGCACCGGAGCUGGGGGGACCCUGCUGUGACCAGCAGGUCCAAUCCUGCUGCUGCCAGCACUGCUGGGAAGGGGCCUCGUGGCCAACUGAGCCCAGCCUCUGGAGUGCCAGGAAUGACUGUAGGCUUUUCAGAGGAGUGGGUGGGUGGGAGGGGAAGGGGGGACACCAAACCAAAUGAUUUGAUGAAUGAAAAGUAGAGUUCAUUCUAUUUAAUUAAUGUACAAAAUGUGUUUGUAUAUAAUAAUAAAUAUUAUCUCUAACAGCU
Lepidothrix coronata (blue-crowned manakin) is the source of this 3833-nucleotide messenger RNA. It is a transcript of the gene TMEM259, whose product is annotated as transmembrane protein 259. Gene Ontology annotation, biological process: response to endoplasmic reticulum stress; positive regulation of ERAD pathway. Bases 1 to 2184 code for a protein of 727 amino acids. The transcript is spliced from 11 exons. The record is from RefSeq and is a predicted model, not a curated record. Gene Ontology annotation, cellular component: endoplasmic reticulum. NCBI's taxonomy places the organism in Eukaryota, Metazoa, Chordata, Aves, Passeriformes, Pipridae.